This is a messenger RNA of Ictalurus punctatus (channel catfish), 1331 nucleotides long. Its product is annotated as transmembrane protein 252. NCBI's taxonomy places the organism in Eukaryota, Metazoa, Chordata, Actinopteri, Siluriformes, Ictaluridae. Bases 388 to 924 code for a protein of 178 amino acids. The transcript has 2 exons. The record is from RefSeq and is a predicted model, not a curated record.
UGUUUUUCCAUUGGUCUUGAUAAAUAUGAGUAAAAUAUAAUUGAUAUAUUUUAUAUAAAAUCUCACAGACUCAGUUUGCCACCGUUAAAAUAAGGUAUUGCUGACACGAGUUAAAGAUCAACUGGAGUUUACUGAAAGUCUACUGAACUUUUUUUCUUUUUUUUACACAAGCCUUAUCACAGACUUUUACACAAGCCUUAUCACAACAAUACUAUUAGACUAGUGCUGCUGUGGCCCCUUGUUGCUUCAUUCACUAAUUCACUUCUUUCCCAUACAAAUACGUCAGGCAGGUCAAACUUCAGUCCAUUCUUAAUAAACUGUAAUGUAGAGCAUUGCAAAUUGAGAUGGGAGUCGCCGUGCCGCUGACGUCUCAGCUGUACCGAUACCAUGAAUACAAGGAAACACUUGCUGUCUGCAGCACGGCUUCUGUUGCCCACCACUGGCUUGAGUCUCAUCUGUAUAGGCGCUUACAUCAAGUCCAUUCAAAGUGAACAACUGCAAAUUCUUAGAGAUAUCUCCACUCUCCUCUUUAUCAUCCUGGGUUUCAUUCUGCUUGUUGUUGGAGUGUUGUGGUCUGUUGGUCACGGAAUGAAGAAUGUGCUGCUGAAACGCUCAGUAAGGAGGUCUAGAAAUGCUGAUGUCCAGGUUUUUACUGUGGACAGGUCUGACCUCUAUCCACCAUCAUAUGAGGAAUCACAGGUCGGAAUUAAUGACAUCGACAGUGUCCCCACCGUCAUCUCCAUUCCUACAGGCAUGCAAUGGGCCGGCCCAGCUCCUCCAGUUUACAUGCAGACCGGCUAUGAGACCUCAGUUGAGGACUUCAGCCAUGAGGAACCACCUACGUAUCAACAAGCAGUUCUUCAGAGUCAGGCCGAUUCCCAAGCUGUCCAUCUACCCACAAACAGUUCUGUAGAGCCACACUGAACAGCUGCUAUUGAUCAGAUCUGAGAGAGAUGUUGAGGUGAAAAAAAAUGAGAAGUUUCAGUAUUCUUCAAGGUGCUGAAGUAUCUGGAGCUUUUGAGGCUGUUAGUUGCCCCUGGCCCUGAUGAUCAUUAUCACUCGAAAAUAAGAUUUGAUGUUAGUAAAAAGGAAACACAAACCUGACAAAAAGUCUCAUCUAGUCUAGUCUUAGUAUUCUCUGAGAGCAUGAUGUGAUCAGUGUUGAUGUCAUUUCCAAUAGCGCACAGCACUUUGUAGACAGAACUGGUCGUAUUAUUAUAUGUAUGAAAGGUGUAUUAUUGUUAAGGUCUCUUUAGUGUCGAUAGGUCAAGAAGCAAGUAUGCCUGUCAAAUCCGUUGUGUUUUUGUUGCAUUAAUAAACAAUAAUGUUAA